AUGUGUUCCUCCCUCCCUCUUUCCUCCUUCCCUGUCUUCUCCUUCCCUCCCUCUUUCCUUCCUUUGGAAAUGUGAUUGACAUACAGAAAGGUGUAUGUGUUUGAUGUGUAUAUCUUGAUGCUGGCCUGGGCCUUCUUCAGCCUCUUGGACAGCGACGUUUCUUCUCGUUUGUUCCUGGGAGGAGGAAGCACAGCAGAGCUGUGGUGCUCAGUCUAGUGGGCGGCUAGGAAAUAAAUGACCAGGACGUGAAUGCCAGGAAUGGCAAGAUCAGCAAAGGUGCUUUAAGGGGAACAGGAGGUGCAAGAAGGUCCAUGGAGGCCCCACAGGGCAGAAAGGGAGGGCUCUCAGAGACAGUGAGGGAAGAGGUUUUAGACAGAGAGCAGCUGGUGCAAGGGGCUUGGGGUAGGAAGGACCUUUGUAAAGGACUAGCAGCCAGGAGUGUUCUGUGACUGGUCCAGGAACGACAGUUUGGAUGAGGUGGUAAAGUUGGACAAAGACCAGAGGGCAGUGUGGGAGGCUGGAAUUUAUCCCUGGGAGCAUAUGAGGGUCAAGCACAUCAGUAGUGAAGUGUGGAUCUGCUAGGAAAACAUCGCCAUUAUUAUCUUCUGUUAUAGCGGAGGAUGCUGCAGCCCCAAACACAGCCUGGAUGUGUUUUCAUAGGCGGCAGAUCCUUAUGGAGACCAGGCAAGGUGGCUGAGUGGUCUUACGGGAUUUGCUAGGAGGUACAUUCUGUCUCUUGUCUCUCUCCCUGUCAUAUUCAAAUCCUGGUUCUGUCAUUUGCUGACUGUGUGAUCUCAGGCAGGUGGCUUCACUUCUCUGUGCCUUAGUUAUCUCAUCUGUAGAAUGGGCACAAUAGCAGUAUCUGCCUCACAGGUAGGAAUAAGAAUGGAAUGAGUUCACAUAUAAUCUGAGCUAGGCAUGGCAGUACAUAAAUGUAAUCCCAAAAGGGUAGCUGAGGCAGGAGGAUAGAGAGUUCCAGACUGAUCUGGACUAUACAGCAAGACCCAUUUAAAACAAACACCCAUCCUCUACCAAUGACAACGACAACAAAAAGCUUCAGACAGUGUCUGCUGCUAAAGAAAUUUGCAGGAGUGAGCAGGCUUCUCCUUGACAGGUGCUUCUGUCUUUGUAGUGUCUACUGUUAGGGCCUGAGGCCUGCUGACUGCCUGUUCCUCUGUUAUCCCAGCCAGGCCAGACAGUGAGCUGGCUGGCCAAGGUGGGUGACUUGUCCUCUGUCCUGUAACAUACAGGACUAGAGGGGCCUUCAAUGCUCAGAAGGAAGGAAAGUGGACAGGAACCAUUUCCUGUCUCCUCCUGCCCCACCCAAGCCCUGACCCAGCCUUCUCCUGGGUAGAGGAGUGUUUUGCCAGGGCUGGGGUCUCCUUCCCCUGGACCUCACAAUACCCUGGGGAGUGACAGAACCUUGGACUGGCAGAAGGGACAGGUGGAUCCCGCCAGGGAUCCCUCCCAGCAGGGUUGCAGUCUCCUCUGUGAACUAUGGGUUUCAGGUUGUCCCCCUGCUGGUGGUCCUGCUGUUCAGGGGUUAAAUGGGACAUCUUGGGUCACUCCACUGUGGUUGCCCCUCUUGAUCCUUCAAGCUGGCUCAAAGCCAGCCCCUCAAGCCUUGAGCACUCCCAGUAGGCUGUCCCCUAAGGUCCCACUCUUCUCAUUCAUGGGACUGAAGCCCAGCCACCUGCUGGCACACGGGGGAAAGGUCGCAUUGAGGAGUGGUGGGAGGAAAGUACCCAGGUGGGACUCCCCCUGUUGAUUUUGGCAAGUGACUCAGCCGGGCCUGUCUGGGGUUUCCAUUAGUCAACUUGGAUGACAAUGGAGUUGCCUCAUAGGAAGGCUACCCAGACCACACUAAUUCUCACUGCGCCCCGUUUAAUCACGGAAAGAUUAAAUGUUCAGGAAGAGCACUUUCCCGUGCCGGGCAUUGAAGGCCAACUAGAAUCCCGUGCAACACUGCCUGAUGUGCUGCCGACUGUACAGGCUCCAGUUCGGAUAAGAGCCCGGCGGGGUGAGCCGGCGGGCGCCGCUGCGGCCAGGUUCCCGCACCAGGCUGCCAGUCACCCAUUGCGAUCACUGCCUGGCCCUCCUUCCCACUCCUCGAACACUCCGAGCCGGCGGGUUCAUCUGCCAGGCCCCGGAAGUUGCGCAAAUACCGGCUACCUGAGCCAGGUGGGCGGGAGGCGCGCAGGCUGCUGGCAGGAGGCGGCUUGCGCAGCCAGCCGAGCCCGGCAUCCAGCUGCCAACUUUGUGCCUGUAUCUGUCUCCUCGCCUCUGCCCUCGGGGUAUGUAACCGCCAUGCCCGUGGACACGCUGAGCCCUGCAGCCCCCGCCGCUCCUGCCCUACCUUUUCGCCUGCGAACCAAGGUCCCCAGCUACCUGCUACCAAGGCCAGCGGAUGGGGGAGCCCGAAAGCUGAGUGCUGUGGAACGCUUGGAGGCUGACAAGGCUAAGUAUGUCAAGAGCCUCCAUGUGGCCAACACCCGCCAGGAGCCUGUGCAACCGCCGCUGGCCCGACAGCCCCUCUUCAGCCCUGGUCCUCGGGGGCCAGUGCUCACACCUAGCCGCCGAGUCUUGCCCUGUCCUGGCCGCCGGCCCCAACUGGACAUUGACAUCCUUAGCAGUCUCAUCAACCUGUGUGAUAGUCCUGUGACCCCGGCUGAGGCCAGCCGAACGCCUGGACGGGCAGAAGGAUCUGCCCACAAGGUCCCACCAGCCACCCCUCCUCGUCCGCCGCCUAGUACGGUCGCUGUGCGCCGAGUGGAUGUUCGUCCCCUACCUGCUUCACCUGCUCGUCCUUGUCCAUCGCCUGGCACCACUGCCACCUCCAGCCCGGGCCGGCCACCUGGCCUGCAACGCUCCAAGUCGGACCUGAGCGAGCGCUUUUCCAGGGCAGCAGCAGACCUCGAGCGCUUCUUUAACUUCUGCGGCCUGGAUCCCGAGGAAGCACGAGGAUUGGGGGUGGCCCACCUAGCAAGGGCCAGCUCGGACAUCGUGUCUCUAGCCGGCCCGAGUGCUGGACCUUGCAGCUCCGAAGGGGGCUGUUCACGCCGCAGCUCUGCUACGGUGGAGGAGCGGGCCCUGGAGCGUGUCCCCUACGGGGUGUCUGUGAUUGAGCGCAAUGCCCGCGUGAUCAAGUGGCUGUAUGGGUUGCGGCAGGCACGUGACCCUCCGGCUACUGAGGGCUAGGUCUCCUGGACUCAGGCUUCCCGGAAGGACAUCGUGAAGAGGCAGUUGGCACCUUGUCCUUUCUUGUAUUCAUUGGCUGCCGUCCGGCAGACCAGAGGCAGCUCCCUUGGUUGAACUUUGUGUAGAGGCCAAGACUUAGUCCUAGACUAGCAUCCUCUGGCAAGCAAGGACUGACCUACAGAGGCUUGCUGUUGCCCUUGGCCUCCCCUACCCCUAAACAAGGUUUGUGACACAGUGUGCUUCUGCCUGGUUCCUCUGGUAAGGCUGGAUUUGGGCUGCUUCCCCUCCACUGAGUUGGGAACCAAGUACUUUGCCAAGCCUGUCUGUCCCGGGCCGUUUCCUUCUUCCUUCUCUGUCCUCCUUUGCUGACUUCCUCUUCCUUACUGAAUGGGCCCUGGCUUCCGGGGAACUCGCUCAGGGGAGGAGGUUGAGAGGUUGGGAUCUGUCUACCGCUCUUCCUGGUCUUUGGCAGGUGGUCUGGGUGGGUAAACUAUCCCAGGAGGGACUGGCUAGGAGCUGCUGCUCAGAACCUCUGUGGUUAAUAAACACAAAUGUCUGUUUCUCAAA
Molecule: messenger RNA, 3765 nt
Organism: Arvicola amphibius (Eurasian water vole)
Lineage: Eukaryota; Metazoa; Chordata; Mammalia; Rodentia; Cricetidae
Gene: Fam110a
Product: family with sequence similarity 110 member A
Exons: 2
Coding region: 1822-3198 (458 amino acids)
Source: RefSeq, a predicted model, not a curated record